This is a messenger RNA of Ostreobium quekettii, 1776 nucleotides long. Lineage: Eukaryota; Viridiplantae; Chlorophyta; Ulvophyceae; Bryopsidales; Ostreobiaceae. The record is from the annotation of a GenBank genome assembly.
AUGGCGGACGGCUGCUGGACGCUGCCCGAGACGUACACCAAGGGGCUCAAGGAUGAGCACGGGAACGAGAUGUCGAAAAACGAGUUCAAGAAGAGGCACAAGGAAGCCCAGGUCGCUAAGCAGAGGGAAGAGAAGAAAGCCGCACAGGCUGCUGAAGGCGGCAGCACCCAGGGCAAAAAGGCCGCAGCUGCAGCUGAAGAGCAGCUAGACCCAACACAGUACUUCAACAACCGCGUGAAGUUUCUGGAGGGGAGGAGGGCUGCUGGGGACAACCCAUAUCCCCACAAAUUCAAUGUGACCCAUGCAUUGGAGGAACUCCUCCGCGUUAAGGACAACAUUCCCCAAGGCACCAGCAAGGAAGACGAGGUGGUGUCUGUUGCAGCCCGUGUAUACAGCCUUCGAGCCUCAGGCAGCAAGCUUCGGUUCUACGAUGUGCGGACAGGAACUGCCAAGCUUCAAAUCAUCGCCAAUCUCAGGAAUGCUGAAGUCGAUGCCGAUGGGUUCACAGCACUCCACAACACUGUUCGUCGGGGGGACAUAAUCGGCGUACAGGGCUACCCAGGAUGGUCAAACACUGGCGAAUUCAGUCUAUUUGCGCAGCAGUUCAUUGUCCUAUCCCCUUGCUUGCACAUGCCACCAACAUCUUACUUCGGCCUCCAAGAGCAGCAAACCAGAUAUCGCCAACGGUACCUUGAUCUGCUGAUCAACGAGGAGGUUCAAGCCAUUUUUGUGACCCGAGCAAAGAUAAUCAACUUUGUGCGACGAUUCCUUGAUGACAGAGGAUUCCUGGAGGUGGAGACACCCAUGAUGAACAUGAUACCCGGUGGUGCCACAGCAAGGCCGUUCAUCACGCACCACAACGAGCUGGACAUGACCCUGUACCUUCGCGUGGCCCCUGAGCUGUACCUCAAGGAGCUGGUGGUGGGAGGCCUGGAGCGCGUGUAUGAGAUUGGGCGCCAGUUCAGGAAUGAGGGCAUCGACCUCACCCACAACCCAGAGUUCACCACCUGCGAGUUCUACCAAGCCUAUGCCGACUACUAUGACCUGAUGGACAUGACGGAGAAGAUGCUAUCGUCCAUGGUGCUGGCCCUAAAGGGAUCUUAUAAGAUUCAGUACCACCAGGACCCAGAGGGGAAGGAUGAACCAGUGACAAUCGACUUCACGCCACCCUGGAAGAGGCUGUCCAUGGUGCCUGAGCUGGAGAAGGCGCUGGGGGUGGAGAUUCCAAAGGACCUGGGAACGAACGAGGCCAGGGAGACUCUGGAAGCACUGGUGAAGAAAUACGGGAUUGAAUGCCCUGCACCGACCACUGCUAGGCUGCUCGACAAGCUCGUUGGGGAGUUUCUUGAGGAGACCUGCAUGAAUCCGACAUUCAUAUGUGACCACCCCCAGAUCAUGUCACCCCUGGCUAAGUGGCAUCGGAGCAUGGAGGGCAUGACUGAGCGGUUUGAACUGUUCAUCAACAAGAAGGAGGUAGUAAAUGCAUACACUGAAUUGAACGACCCAAUUGUCCAGCGGUCGAGAUUCGAGGACCAGGCCAAGGCCAAGGCCCAAGGCGAUGACGAGGCUAUGUUUGUCGAUGAGAGCUUCUGCACAGCCCUGGAGUAUGGCUUGCCUCCAACUGGCGGCUGGGGGAUGGGAAUUGAUCGUCUGACCAUGUUCCUCACUGACAAGGCGAAUAUCAAGGAGGUAUUGCUCUUCCCUGCAAUGAAACCUGAAGAGGGGACUGCUGCUGCUACUACCAAGAUGGCUGGAACAGAUGAUGCUUCUGCGUAG